UUCAUGCCCGCUGGGUGAAAACACAGUAACCUAAGUCACUGAAUUUCCAAGUCUUGAAAGAGCCCGUAGGAACUUGACUUCUGCCUUGGACACGCAACCCCAACAGACCACCUCACCACCAACUCUCAACCACCGACAACGCUCGUCGCUCUCACAGCAGCCCACCACGUCUUCCUGCUUUGCUCUCCAGGCCGACCAUCCCCCACGAUGCAGCGCCAGAACUACGGCCCCUCGCCGCCCCUUCAUCAUCCUGUCCCGCAACAUGUCUCGACCGUACCACAACUGAGGUCGCCUCCUCCCCCGACCUCCUCCCAACCCCAGACCCAAGGCGCUUAUACCAACCCCUACCAGCAGGGACAGCCAGCUCCCCAGGCCGCUCCCCAGGGCCCUCCUCAGGGGGCCAAUGCCUUCGGGCAGUUUGGAAGCUAUAUCAAUGACCCGACCGCACAAAUAGCCGCCUCUAUGGGACAGAAUGCCUUCAAGCAUGGCCAAGAAUACUUCGAGCAAAACGUCAACCGCUGGUUCAACCUUUCAGCCUUGAAACACUAUUUCAACGUCAGCAACUCAUACGUCGUCAACAAAUUGUUCCUCGUCCUCUUCCCCUGGCGCCAUAAGCCAUGGUCGCGCAAGCAGUCCAUCGGUCCCAACGGACAAGAGGGGUGGUAUCUGCCGCCCAGGGACGACAUUAACAGUCCCGAUAUGUACAUUCCAGUCAUGGCGUUGGUAACAUACGUCCUCUUGUCCACUCUGUUAGCAGGUCUCCGCGGCCAGUUUCAGCCAGAACUGCUCGGCUCAACUGCCUUCGUGGCUGGACUGGUAGUUGUUCUGGAGAUCGCCUUUCUGCGCAUGGGUUGCUACUUCCUGAGCAUCUCCCAUCAAUCGCAGCUCCUGGACCUUGUGGCCUACUCGGGCUACAAGUUCGUCGGCGUCAUUGUCACAGUGGCUACUGCUCAAAUUGUAAAUGGAGGCAAAGGAACUGGAGGUCUCAUGGGCUGGUCCGUCUUCUUCUACACGUUCAUGGCAAACUCCCUUUUCUUGAUGCGGUCCCUGAGAUAUGUCCUGCUUCCCGAGAACCCAAGUGAUCCUCGAAUGCAGACCGAAUCCCGAUCAAAGCGAAACCAGCGAACACAGUUUCUGUUUGGUUACUCCUACCUGGUGCAGUUCCUGCUCAUGUGGGUUCUUACUAGACCUUAGAUGUGUCUAUAUUCAGCGAGGAGUUCAGGGGUCGGCCGGUGCAUUCUGAUAGAAAUGGUCUUGGCCAGGUUUAUCUUGGUCUUGGCGGGGUCAUGUCCAGGCUCGGCCUGGACGUAUGGCGUAACUUUAGGCAAUAUCAUGAGUUUUGCAUAGAACAAAGUACAUACUAGAUCUGCACUAAAAGCAUCAAUGAUCUCAACCAGUUC
Molecule: messenger RNA, 1400 nt
Organism: Truncatella angustata
Lineage: Eukaryota; Fungi; Ascomycota; Sordariomycetes; Amphisphaeriales; Sporocadaceae
Product: YIF1-domain-containing protein
Exons: 4
Coding region: 208-1194 (328 amino acids)
Biological process (GO): endoplasmic reticulum to Golgi vesicle-mediated transport
Cellular component (GO): Golgi membrane; endoplasmic reticulum membrane; endoplasmic reticulum-Golgi intermediate compartment
Source: RefSeq, a predicted model, not a curated record